This is a messenger RNA of Ochotona princeps (American pika), 420 nucleotides long. It is a transcript of the gene C33H19orf25, whose product is annotated as chromosome 33 C19orf25 homolog. Lineage: Eukaryota; Metazoa; Chordata; Mammalia; Lagomorpha; Ochotonidae. The transcript has 2 exons. The record is from RefSeq and is a predicted model, not a curated record. Bases 83 to 418 code for a protein of 111 amino acids.
AAGCGGAAGGCCGGACGUGGCGCUGAGGGAAAAGUGGCGGCUGCACCCCGCUUCCGUCGGGGAGCCUCCUCCAGACACCGGCAUGGGCUCCAAGGCCAAGAGGCGCGUGGCGCUGCCCACCCGCCCGGCGCCCCCCACGGUGGAGCAGAUCCUGGAGGACGUGCGCGUCGCGCCGGCCGACGACCCGGUGUUCACGGCAGGCGCCCCCCGGCCGACCGAGGACCCCGAGGCCCCGCGGGAGCAGCUGUACCUGCAGAGCCGAGCCUCCGUGGCGGCCAACGCGCGCCUGCGGCAGGCGGGCGAGGCGCUGGGGCUGCGGUGCCAGGGCCUGCGGCGCGCGGGGCAGCGGCUGGAGCGAGACAUGGGCCAGGUGGCACGGGCCACGCUGCCCGGCGGCCCCGCCGCCUCCUCCGGCUGAGC